Messenger RNA from Astrephomene gubernaculifera, 429 nucleotides. The record is from the annotation of a GenBank genome assembly. Lineage: Eukaryota; Viridiplantae; Chlorophyta; Chlorophyceae; Chlamydomonadales; Astrephomenaceae.
ACCAGACUACCAUGCAAGGCAUUCCCACUAUCAGGGCGUUUUCGGCGCAAAGACCCAUUUGUUCUGGUUCACGGUGCUCGCCAUGCGCGGUGCUGCAGUCGAACCAUGCAGCUCGCAGCGUGACGGAGCAACAAAUGAAGUCUCGACUGGAAUCAAGUUCACAGGCUAGCAGCUCAAAGCCUACGGAAGCCGGAGCUGUCCCUAAGCACGUUGCGUGCAUUAUGGACGGCAACUUCCGGUGGGCUACACGAAUCCGCGGGAUAGGGGAUUGGCGGCAGGGUCACAUGGAGGGAAUCAACGCCCUGCGCCGGGUGAUUAAGUACUGUCAGGAGGACGGCGUGAAGGCUCUUACGGUGUACGGCUUCAGCUGGGAGAACUGGGGUCGCGGGCCCGAGGAGGUGCGGUUCCUGCUGGGGCUGCUGGAGGGGG